Molecule: messenger RNA, 1894 nt
Organism: Ruditapes philippinarum (Manila clam)
Lineage: Eukaryota; Metazoa; Mollusca; Bivalvia; Venerida; Veneridae
Product: excitatory amino acid transporter-like
Exons: 11
Coding region: 120-1640 (506 amino acids)
Biological process (GO): L-glutamate transmembrane transport
Cellular component (GO): plasma membrane
Molecular function (GO): glutamate:sodium symporter activity; neutral L-amino acid transmembrane transporter activity; L-glutamate transmembrane transporter activity
Source: RefSeq, a predicted model, not a curated record
UCAAAGUAAACAAUUUACCAAAACAUCACAACGGCCGCGAUAUUGUGCUGGAUUUUAAUAAAUACAAAUAAAUAAAUAUUUUAAUUACAUUAAAUAUUUUAACGUGGUAGUAAAACGUAAUGGAAAAACAAAAUUCGUCGGGGAAGAAUGCGAUUUUCAGAAUUUUGAAAAAUAAUCUUUUAGUGGUUUUAACUAUUAUUGGUGUGAUAUUCGGCCUAGCUCUAGGAUUUGGUAUACGAGAGGCCAGCCCGUCGGAUGACGCCAUCAUGUGGAUAGGUUUACCUGGCGAGGUUUAUAUGAGAAUGUUGAAAAUGAUGAUUUUACCAUUAAUCAUUUCUACAGUUAUAACAGGUACGGCUGCUUUAAAUCCAAAGUCUCAAGGACGUAUCAGCAUGGUAUCUGUGACGUUUAUUGCCAUAGCAAACACCGUUCCACCAGUCAUAGGGGCUGUAAUUGUCCUUCUCUUGAAUCCAGGGUCUAGUGUGAAGAAAGCUCUUACUGAGCGUAAAACCAGCUCGCGUGUCAUGCAGACGCAAGAUAUUUUUGCGGACCUAAUCAGAAAUCUAUUCCCCGACAAUUUGAUAACUGCUGCGUUUCACCAGACGAUAACAGAGUAUGACGAGGUAAUGCUUUAUGAUGAAGCAAACGACAAUAACGUAACGGCUAUCGUCAAGAAACUCGGGAAAACCAAUGGCACAAAUGUCCUAGGGCUCAUUAUAUGUUGUACACUGUUUGGUGUCGGCACAGCAUCAGUUGGAAAACAUGGUAAACAUUUCCUCAUGUUUUUCCAGUCGGCGUCGGAAGUAAUACUGCGAGUUUUACGAUGGCUAAUUUGGUUUACGCCCAUAGGUGUCGCUAGUCUCAUAGCAACUGUCCUCGCGAAAACUGGUGAUCUUGAGGGGACAUUUGAGCGUCUUGGAAUGUUUAUACUGGCGUCCAUGUUGGGUUUGGCGAUAUUCAUGUUCUUUGUCGUCCCAUUGACCUUCUUCAUCAUCAUAAGACGUAAUCCUUUAAUAUUCUUCGCCAACCUGAUAAGACCGUUUAUGAUAACUUUUGCAACUGCUAGCUCAGCCAUUGCCAUCCCCGACACCCUUUAUUUCAUGGAGUACAAAAACAAAAUUGACAAGCGCAUCUCCCGAUUUGUUGUACCAUUCUCGUCUGCUUUGAAUAAAUCUGGCAGCGCCCUCUAUAUAGCGGCGUCCUGUGUUUUUAUCUGUCAGCUGGAAGGCGUUGAAACAAACUUUCCUAAAGUUUUGAUCAUUAUAAUUUUGACGUCACUAUCAACAUUUGCCGUGCCGUCAGUUCCAAGCGCCGGUAUUGUCACAAUCAUUAUCUUACUAACAGCCAUGAAGAUCCCAACCGACGCCGUCAGCCUCCUACUUGCGAUAGAAUGGUUCCUUGACAGAUGUCGCACAGCCGGAAAUCUUUACAGCCAGAACUUGUGUGUAGCAGUUGUUCAAAAAUUUGCAAACCUGUCACCACCAGAUCCAGCAGACGACAGUGAACUAGAAGCUGUUGACAUUGAUUUUGACGUCAUUGUUGACAACACUGAAAAGACUAGAAAAGCUGCCAACGGAUGUUCUAAACUACAUAUUGAAUCUGACAAACUACUUUCCACCGGAAGUGGCAAUAAUACGUAAAUAGACAUCAUGCUUUAAAACAUCAUGUUUUAAAACAUUUGAUUGGUCGGCAAUGAUGCGUAAAUAAAUAUCAAGUUUCAACCAUUUGAUUGGUGGGCUUAAUUAUGACGUGUGCUUGAAGCGCCACCAUGCUUCCCAUUGUUAUAUGCACGUUAUUUUCGUGAUAUUUUAUUAAUCGCGAGGAUAAUGGAAACAGAGAUGAUAUGUAAAUAUGUACAUGUAUUUUAUAUGAAAUAAAAUUAGUUAGUAGAUCA